This is a messenger RNA of Coregonus clupeaformis (lake whitefish), 4738 nucleotides long. Its product is annotated as E3 ubiquitin-protein ligase NEDD4-like. The record is from RefSeq and is a predicted model, not a curated record. Bases 428 to 4246 code for a protein of 1272 amino acids. NCBI's taxonomy places the organism in Eukaryota, Metazoa, Chordata, Actinopteri, Salmoniformes, Salmonidae. The transcript is spliced from 25 exons. Gene Ontology annotation, molecular function: sodium channel inhibitor activity; protein binding; ubiquitin protein ligase activity. Gene Ontology annotation, biological process: regulation of dendrite morphogenesis; neuromuscular junction development; ubiquitin-dependent protein catabolic process.
GAAGAGGCAGGGAGGUGUUGUACACGGUCUGUCUAUCUUUCAGAAGGCACAGUUGCAACAAGGCUGAGGUUUGGCUGGAAUGGGAGUUCUGCCCUUUAAAACCUUGGUGCAGCUCUCUGUGACUGUGUUGAGUUCAGCUUCUUAAAGAGGCGGACCACUGGGGUUACUUCAGUCUAAGGGGCUUGUGCGUUUGGGUUGUGCCUCCACAGAAGAGCGCCUGACCUCCCCUGACUACUAGCCUCACAGAGCAGCCAGAGAGGAAUGUAGGUUGUCACCAGAGCUAUUUUGUGCAGCCGCUAAUGAUUGUAAUCACAGAGCAGAACGGGACUCGGAGAAGUUGCCUUGCCGCCGUUCGUUUUUCAUCCCAAGCAGGUCUCUUGCCAUGCCAUGCUCACUACUGGCUCCCAGGGAUUAGAGAGUUAGACGAAUGGCACGCCGGCUCCGCUUGCAUUUUGCGUCGAGAAGAAGCAACACAGAUCCUCUGUCAGAGAGCCUGAGCAGCCAUGGUGAGGAGAGCGGUCUCCGUGUGUCAGUCCGCAGCCCCACAGAGAGCCUAGCGCACAGCUCUGUCCACAUGAAGGUGACUCCAGGGCAGCUAGCUCUGGCUUUGCCUCCCCUGUCACCGGAGUACGGUAAUUUACAGCGCUACUCAUCCGUAUUUAUACCCAAGGUGAACACAGGCAGCGGCAGCAAGAAGAGUACUCUGCAGAUCUCCCUGCAGCCCCGUGGCAAGCUGAAUGGAGAGCUGGAGAACAGCAUUGAGGGUGGGGAGCCAGGGGUCGGCGAGCUGGGAGCGGGCAGUGGCUCAGACGGGGGAUCCUGUAGCAGCAGCAUGGCCAGCGACGCAGGCUACUGCAGCAGCAGCAGCAGCAGCAUCUUUGAGCCAGAGCUCCCAGAUCAGCGUAGGGCAGCCCAGGAGAGAAGUCUGCCCCGUAGGAAAGCCAGGGUCCCCCUGAGACGCUGCUCCUCCUUGGUUAUAUUUCCACGGAGCCCCUGUAAUACACCACCAGCCUCCCCGGUCAGCCCUGUGGCUCUACCCUCCCUGCCUCCAGCCAGGGGCUCCUACCAGACUUCUCACCAGCUCCAGUUGUCCCCCAGUGAGACCCCGCAGGAGGACGAGACGGGUACCUCGAAAGCGUCCAUUGCCACGGCGAUGAACGGCCUGCGACUCUCUAAGAGCAGCUUUCCGUCAGCGGAGUUCAGAGACGCCAGGCCCAUGGUGCAUUUUAACGUUCCGCUACCAGAUAAACCUAAAGACAAAAUGGAGGAGAGUGAGAAGACUGACCGCUCGGCUACCUUAGCUCGACUGUGUCGCGACAAGGCUGACCGCUCUGCAAAUUUAGACAGACACUCCAGUGUGCUGCUGCACUUUGCCCACCAGCGACCAAUGUCUGGGAAGGCAUCUACAAACAGAACAACAGUCAAUGUUGAAUGUCCUGACUCUCCAACCCAGGUCCCUCAGUCGCAGGGUGAAUGUGGCCCUCGCCACAUUAAGCUGUUUCGCAGCACCUCUGCUUGCUUACUCCCCUCAGCUAAACUUUCAGAGAGCAGCCACAGUGCCGGUCGGGCAGACAAUGGAAAUGGAAAGGAAAUGCCUGAGGAAAACCAUUGUCAUCACGCCUUACAAAGGAGCUUUUCUCUGGAAGUCCCCUACCAUAAUACUGGUAUUUCAUGUGAUGUUUCCAACCAAAAACUAGCUAACUCUCCACAUGUACACAUCCAUGUGUCCCACGGCUCUGGGGCAAGGUUCUCUAGCCCUGUCAUUGAUGUAAACACUAAUCACAAAAGGGAUCACAUACAAAAGAGCCCUGCAAGAAAGACCACGACACGUGAUGACUUUCUGGGGCAGGUGGACGUACCUUUACACCAGAUACCGACAGAAAAUCCUAACAUUGAAAGGCCAUACACAUUCAAGGAUUUUCUACUUCACCCGAGAAGUCACAAAUCCAGGGUCAAAGGUCAUCUCCGGCUGAAGAUGACCUACCUACCCAAAAACAGUUCAGAGGGUGCUGCAGAACAGACUGAAGACAUGGAUCCUAGCUGGGAGUUUCUAGAGGGCCAGGACAUGUCUGGUCCCAGGCACAAUCACCUGCUGCCUGCAAUGCCCCCUGGCUGGGAGGAGAGGCAGGACAACCUGGGCAGGACCUACUAUGUCAACCACGAGACCAGGACCACACAGUGGCACAGGCCCAUAGUACAAGACAGCCAGGUGGAGGCAGAGCAGAGGCAGAACAUCCACAUGGAGGCCCAGCACGCCUUCACCGCCCGCAGGCAGAUCUCCGACCAAGAGGACUCCGACAGACAACAAGAGUCUCCUGAGAGCUGGGAGAUCAUAACAGAGGAUGAGUCCACCUUGUACAACAGCCAGCGCUCCCCCCCUCCACCCCACUCCCCCCUGGAGUUUCACAACUUCUGUGAUGAGCUGAGUCGCCUCCAGGCCUCGGGGGUCACAUCCAGCAACCGACGCACCUCCCUCCAGCUGCAGGGCCCUUCCAGUCAUUCAAGUCACUCCAGCCGCAGAGGCAGUGCCCAGACUCUGACAGUAGAGGAGCACCCUGUUCAUCCUGUGUUGUUAGCAACAUCAGCGGGGCUGCCUCCAGGCUGGGAGGAGAAGCAGGAUAGUAAGAACAGACCCUACUACGUCAAUCACAACAGCAGGAUAACCACUUGGACACGGCCACUCAUCCAGAUAACGUCAGAGGCAGCAGCUCAGGCUGUUCUGUCCCAGAGCUCCACGGUGUACCAGCCCCCCAUGCUGUCUCCUGAGGGCUCCCCCCAGCACUCCCCCGGCUCACCGAGGGAGUGUGGCUUAAUGCCGGCAGGCUGGGAGGUCCGCAGUGCCCCCAACGGAAAACCCUUCUUCAUCGACCACAACACUAAGACCACUUCCUGGGAAGACCCCAGGUUGAAGAUUCCUGUGCACAUGAGGAGGAGACCUUCGCUAGACCCAACUGACCUCGGGCCAAUGCCGCCUGGCUGGGAGGAGAGGGUCCACAGUGAUGGGAGGAUAUUCUACAUAGAUCACAACACGAAGAACACACAAUGGGAAGACCCCAGACUGCAGAAUUCAGCCAUAACUGGACCAGCGGUGCCUUACUCCAGAGACUAUAAACAGAAGUAUGAAUACUUCCGGAAGAAGCUGAAGAAACCGGCUGACAUCCCCAACCGCUUUGAGAUGAAGCUCAGGCGGAACGCCGUGCUGGAGGACUCCUACAGACGUAUCCUGUCAAUCAAGAGGGCCGACUUCCUGAAGGCGCGGCUGUGGGUGGAGUUUGAGGGAGAGAAGGGCCUGGAUUACGGGGGCGUGGCCAGGGAGUGGUUCUUCCUCAUCUCCAAGGAGAUGUUCAACCCCUAUUAUGGGUUGUUUGAAUAUUCUGCCACUGACAACUAUACUCUGCAGAUCAACCCCAACUCAGGCCUCUGCAAUGAGGACCACCUGUCCUACUUCACGUUCAUUGGCCGUGUGGCAGGCAUGGCUGUCUACCAUGGCAAGCUGCUGGACGCCUUCUUCAUCAGGCCUUUCUACAAGAUGAUGUUGCAGAAGCCCAUUACUCUACAGGACAUGGAGUCUGUGGACAGUGAGUACUUCAACUCCCUGAAGUGGAUAUUGGAGAAUGACCCAAUAGACCUUGAUCUGAGGUUCACCAUAGACGAAGAGCUCUUUGGACAGACACACCAGCAUGAGCUGAAGCCAGGAGGAUCUGAAAUAGUAGUCACCGACGACAACAAGAAGGAAUACAUCCAUCUUGUCAUGCAGUGGAGGUUCGUGAACAGGAUACUGAAGCAGAUGACCGCAUUCAAGGAGGGAUUCUAUGAGUUGAUACCCCAGGAUCUCAUCAAGAUCUUCGACGAGAAUGAGCUGGAGCUACUGAUGUGUGGCCUGGGAGAUGUGGAUGUGAACGACUGGAGGGAGAACACCAAGUACAAGAAUGGCUACUGUCCCAACCAGCCUGUCAUCCUGUGGUUCUGGAAGACUGUUCUGCUGAUGGAUGCAGAGAAGCGUAUCCGCCUGUUGCAGUUUGUGACUGGCACCUCCCGGGUCCCAAUGAACGGCUUUGCAGAGCUCUACGGGUCUAAUGGACCACAGCUGUUUACCAUUGAGCAGUGGGGAACACGAGACAAACUACCUAGAGCCCACACAUGCUUCAACCGGCUGGACCUGCCUCCCUAUGAGUCGUUUGAAGAGCUGAGGGAGAAGCUACACAUCGCCAUAGAGAAUGCACAAGGCUUUGAUGGAGUGGAUUAGGGGAGUGGCGCAGAUGUUAAAAUGGCAUUUACUGCCAGUGAACUGAGGGCUAUUUCCAAGUUUUGUGCCGUAGUUCUGUUUGAUGCUGAUAAAACACAUCAUAUUCAGGUCCAGACCUGAACUGCCAACAGCCUGAGAGGAUGGAGAACAAUCACAGAGAGGAAAGUAUUUGGUGCUCCUCUCUCCUGCACAGUGGAAGGGAUGGAUGACGAGUGAAAAUCACUUAAGUCAUUCUUGGUCUGUGAAGUUUACAAAUUGUGUUUUUUGUGUCUCGUAAAUAUGUAUGUAUACUUAAACCAGAUCUAUAUACAAUUUAUCAAAUGCAUUAUAGCAUACAGAUAUUAUUGUUCAUCUAUGAUAAACAUUCUAUCAUGAGGAGAUUUAAAUUGGACUUCGAUAUACAUUACCGUAUAUACACUGGUGUCGAAAGCGUUCCACAGGGAUGCUGGCCCAUGUUGACUCCAAUGCUUCCCACAGUUGUGUGAAGUUGGC